Messenger RNA from Elephantulus edwardii (Cape elephant shrew), 2301 nucleotides. RefSeq names its product TBC1 domain family, member 16 (gene TBC1D16). Gene Ontology annotation, biological process: activation of GTPase activity. Gene Ontology annotation, cellular component: early endosome. Bases 1 to 2301 code for a protein of 766 amino acids. NCBI's taxonomy places the organism in Eukaryota, Metazoa, Chordata, Mammalia, Macroscelidea, Macroscelididae. The record is from RefSeq and is a predicted model, not a curated record. Gene Ontology annotation, molecular function: GTPase activator activity. The transcript is spliced from 11 exons.
AUGUCUCUGGGCCGUCUCCUCCGCCGGGCCUCCUCCAAAGCCUCGGACCUCCUGACACUCUCCCCGGGCAGCAGCUACGGCGGGACGCCUUCCAUCCUGGACGGGGACAUCAUCUACUCCAAGAACAAUGUCUGUGUGCACCCACCUGAGGGGCUGCAGGGGCUGGGCGAGCACCACCCAGGGUACCUGUGCCUGUAUGUGGAGAAGGACGAGCUGCUGGGAGCCACCCUCAUCCUCGCGUGGGUCCCCAAUUCUCGGAUCCAGAGGCAGGACGAGGAGGCAUUACGCUACAUCACCCCCGAGAGCUCCCCUGUGCGCAAGGGCCCCCGCUCACGUGCCCGGCGCACCCAGAGCUCAGGGCUGCCCCUCCAGGCCUCCCCCACAGAGCCCAGGCUGGCCCUGACCCCCAAAGAUGAGAAUGUCCUGGUGGCCUCCCAGAGCACCCCCUGUGCUGGGCUGGGCAGCCCCACGUCAGAGGAUGGGGAGAAGCCAGGCCUGGCCAUGGGUGUGGACGGCACCCCCCCGGCCUCACUGCCCCCCAGAAGCGACUCAGGCACCCUGUCCACGGCCAGCUCGCAGGACGGGAUGCUCGAAGGCCGGGAGCAGCGGGCUGAGGCUGGGGAGGAGGAGGGCUCGCUGGAGCUGUCGGCCGAGGGCGUGAGCAGGGCCAGCUCCUUCGAUUCGGACUCGGACGCCUUCUCCUCGCCCUUCUGCCUGUCACCGGUCAGCGCUGCUCUCGCCCAGAGCAGCAGCUCUGUGUUUCUGGAAAGUGAAAGCAGCUCCCCACCCAGCACUGACACCAGCCUGCGUUUCCCAGAGAGCAACGGGCUGGUGCCCACGCCGCGCUGGGAGGAGCCACAGAGGGGCUGUGCCCUGGAGCAGACGUGUGGGGUCUUCCGCGUGGACUUGGGACACAUGCGCUCACUCCGCCUCUUCUUCAGUGACGAGGCCUGCACCAGCGGUCAGCUGGUGGUGGCGAGCCGGGAGAGUCAGUACAAGGUCCUCCACUUCCACCACGGCGGCCUGGACAAGCUGGCAGACGUGUUCCAGCAGUGGAAGUACUGCACCGAGACGCACCCCCGGGACCAGGUCACCGAUGAGAAAACCUGCAUGCAGUUCUCCAUCCGGCGUCCCAAGCUGCCCUCGUCUGAGACUCACCCUGAGGAAAGCAUGUACCAACGGCUGGACGUGGCAGCCUGGCUUGGUCACCUCAAUGAGCUGGGCCAGGUGGAGGAAGAGUACAAGCUGCGGAAGGCCAUUUUCUUUGGUGGCAUUGAUGUGUCAAUCCGGGGUGAGGUCUGGCCCUUCCUGCUGCGCUAUUACAGCCACGAGUCCACCUCAGAGGAGCGGGAGGCACUGCGGGCACAAAAGCGGAAGGAGUACAGCGAGAUCCAGCAGAGACGGCUCUCCAUGGCACCAGAAGCGCAGCGGGAGUUCUGGCGCCGUGUGCAAUUCACCGUGGACAAGGAUGUGGUGCGCACAGACCGGAGCAAGCAGUUCUUCCGAGGGGAGGGCAACCCCAACGUAGAGAGCAUGAGGCGGAUCCUGCUUAACUAUGCGGUGUACAAUCCGGCCAUCGGCUACUCCCAGGGCAUGUCAGACCUGGUGGCGCCCAUCCUGGCCGAGGUCCUGGACGAGGCAGACACCUUCUGGUGCUUCGUCGGGCUGAUGCAGAACACCAUCUUUGUCAGCUCCCCGCGGGACGAGGACAUGGAGCAGCAGCUGAUGUACCUGCGGGAGCUGCUGCGCCUGACGCACCUGCGCUUCUACCAGCACCUGGUCUCGCUGGGCGAGGACGGCCUGCAGAUGCUCUUCAGCCACCGCUGGUUGCUGCUGUGCUUCAAGCGCGAGUUCCCCGAGGCCGAGGCCCUGCGCAUCUGGGAGGCCUGCUGGGCCCACUACCAGACCGACUACUUCCACCUGUUCAUCUGCGUGGCCAUCGUCGUCAUCUAUGGGGACGACGUCAUCGAGCAGCAGCUGGCCACUGACCAGAUGCUCCUGCACUUCGGAAACCUGGCCAUGCACAUGAACGGGGAGCUGGUCCUCCGGAAGGCCCGGAGCUUGCUGCACCAGUUCCGCCUCCUCCCUCGGAUCCCCUGCAGCCUCCACGAUCUGUGCCGGCUGUGUGGUCCCGGCAUGUGGGACAGCGGCUACAUCCCCGCCGUCGAGUGCUCCGGCCACCACUCGGGCUCCGACAGCUGCCCCUAUGGUGGCACCACAGAUGCGCCCUCGCCCAGGCUCCCCCAGGAAGGCAAGAAGGGCCCCAGGACGCCUCGGGAAGGCCUCACCUUCCGCAGAUAG